AUGACUAAUUCUUCUACAGCUUCUACAGCUUCAAGGGUGAAGCUCAUAGCUCCAUUAGAAAUAAUGCAUGAAAACAGUGGUACGUUUGAUGAAACUAUAUCAUUUAAUCUAGCAAGGAUGUCCAUAAAAGGAGCUAAGCAAGUAUUGGUGGUGGAUUCACACAAGGUGGGGAUAUCUUAUGUAGCAUCUGAUAUAGGAAGGCCAACGAGAAUUGUUUCGAAUCUAAAGGAUUUGAGGCCUUUGAGUGAGUCAGGACCUUUAGAUUUGAGGAGGUGUCUAUGGUUGAACUCUGUGUUAACAAUAGUGACGUGA
This is a messenger RNA of Fraxinus pennsylvanica, 312 nucleotides long. The record is from the annotation of a GenBank genome assembly. NCBI's taxonomy places the organism in Eukaryota, Viridiplantae, Streptophyta, Magnoliopsida, Lamiales, Oleaceae.